Molecule: messenger RNA, 1098 nt
Organism: Erythranthe guttata (spotted monkey flower)
Lineage: Eukaryota; Viridiplantae; Streptophyta; Magnoliopsida; Lamiales; Phrymaceae
Gene: LHCB5
Product: light harvesting complex of photosystem II 5
Biological process (GO): photosynthesis, light harvesting
Cellular component (GO): membrane
Source: RefSeq, a predicted model, not a curated record
AUUGUACGUGGUGUCAUCGAUCUCUUCCUUCUCAUCAUCUGAAUUCUGAAAUAAAAAUAAAAGAAUGGCUUCGUUGGGAGUGUCGGAGAUGCUGGGCAACCCGCUGAGCUUCAGCGGCGGUGCAUCCUGCAGGUCGGCACCAACACCGUCGAGUCCGGCCACCUUCAAAACAGUGGCACUAUUCUCAAAGUUCAAGAAGGCAGCUGCACCUCCCCCCAAGUCUAAGCCAUCACCCGUCUCAUCCGCCAACGAGGAGCUCGCCAAGUGGUAUGGUCCUGACAGGAGAAUUUUCUUGCCUGAUGGCCUCUUGGACAGAUCAGAAAUCCCCGAAUACCUCACUGGAGAAGUGCCUGGAGACUAUGGAUAUGAUCCCUUUGGACUCGGCAAGAAACCUGAAGACUUCGCCAAAUAUCAAGGAUACGAGCUCAUUCACGCUCGAUGGGCCAUGCUUGGUGCAGCUGGGUUUAUCAUCCCUGAGGCAUUUAACAAAUACGGAGCUAAUUGUGGGCCCGAAGCUGUUUGGUUUAAGACUGGUGCACUGCUUCUUGAUGGGAACACAUUGAAUUAUUUCGGAAAGAACAUCCCCAUUAACCUUGUUGUUGCUGUGGUUGCUGAGGUUGUACUGCUCGGCGGUGCGGAAUAUUACAGAAUUACAAAUGGCUUGGAUCUGGAGGACAAGCUUCAUCCAGGUGGGCCAUUCGAUCCAUUGGGUCUGGCUAAUGACCCGGAUCAGGCAGCAAUAUUGAAGGUGAAGGAGAUUAAGAAUGGAAGGCUAGCCAUGUUUUCAAUGCUCGGUUUCUUCAUUCAGGCCUACGUCACUGGACAAGGUCCUGUCGAAAACCUUGCAGCACACUUGAGUGAUCCUUUUGGCAACAACUUGCUCACUGUUAUUUCCGGUUCAGCUGAAAGAAUUCCUACUCUCUGAUGAUAUGUAAUGUAAUUCCUUGAUGCAUUAUAUUAUAUUUCUUCAAUACAUAUUUAAGGGAGUUAACCAAUUAAUAUCAUUGUAAUUCUGAGACCUACUUGAGCUGUGGUUUGGCUACUUUUGGAUUCUUGCCUUGAAAAUUAAUGUUCAUUUAUGAAUAUAUAUUCCAACCA